GGACCGGGGUUUUACAGCAGAAUCAGGGGGGUCUGCAUGUGGCAGGAGACCGCAGCACUAACUAAUAACCAUAUAAGGAUUUGAACAAGGUCUUUUCACUUUCGGGUUUACCUUUGAUGAUCACCGUUUGAUAAAAGCUAGAAUGGUGUGCAUCGUGCAACAGAGGGAUGGUGAUGCAUGCUUCAAUCCUCCAUAAUCCCCAUCUGUCUGUCUUUGUUGUUUGGAGCCAGCGUGGGUGUUGAUGUUACAUUGCAACUACUGAGUCACUGUUCCCUGUGCACACUGUGUGGAUGUUAGAGUUUGCAACAUACUGUGUGUAGAAAGAGCAGGCUCACUUUUUGAGCAUAAAGCCUAAACAUGGUGAGGCUGGAGCUGGAUCAGGUGGUGAUGAGGAGGAUGAAAGAGGACGACAUCGAGAUGGUCAAAGCCCUCAUCAAGGAGGGCUGCGAGGGCACAGAGAACCGUCUCAUCCUCCACAUCCUCACUCGUCCGCUCUGCCUCUUCAUCUUGGCUGUUUUCUCCUCAAUCCUGCGCUGUCUUGUCCACUCCUUUAUCCUGGCCCUUGCUAUUCCCGUCUUCCUACUAAUUGUCUUCCUCAAGAUCACCAUGCCGCGGUCCACAGGGGUUCUGGGCAGCAGCCGCCCCUACUGGGACUAUGUGGGCAGCAGCUAUCGGGGGAUGCAGGAUGAGACACUACAGAAUCCAUAUUGUAGGAUCAGCGGCAAGACACCACUGAUAAAAAAGUCAAGAAGCAGAAUCGGAUCUAAAGACAAGGACAAGGAGAUGUCGACAGAGAAGGUCACCCCAGAGAGGGAACAGGCGGCGGGACAGGUCUGGGUGGCUGACUGCGAGGGGGAGAUCCUGGGCUGCAUCUUCCGCGAGGCUGAGGCGCGAGCGGGCAUCAGGAGGAUCUGCAGGCUGGUGACAGGCUGCUGGUACCGCAGGGAGGGCCUGGGUCGGCUGCUGGUCCAGAGUCUGGAGCAGAGAGAGAGGGAGACUGGGGCGCACAGAGUGUACGCACAUGUCCCCUACCCCUCGAAGGUGGGCGAGGCCUUCUUCAAGAAACUGGGUUAUCGGCAGCUGGGGGAGGGGACUGAUGAAGAAGACGACAAGGAGGUGAAGCUGGAGAGUCCCGAGAGAGGCUUUCUGGGAUACCCCCUUACUAAGGUGUUUUACAAAGAUGUGUGAUUGAGUGAAGAAAGACUCAAGGAGUAAAGAAGGUUGCAGUUAGCCUAGGAAUGGUUAAAGGCAAAGAAGAGAUAACACAUGUGCAAACUCUGAUCUCUGCUGAAGGUGAUGGUGUCAUUGCUGCAACAUGUUUGGUUAUCUGUUUGUUAAGUUAAUAAUUUAUUGAAUAUUUCUGUUAUUUAUGCCAGUAUUUAUUUACUGUAUGUGUUGUGAGUUUGUUUUGACCUUUUUAUCAUUUAAAGCACCAUCUCUCCAUUUUCACAAAACAAAUGGUUGUUUAAGAAUCAUGAUGCUCAAGACAUGCUGUUCUGCAUCAUUUGUAAUUAAGUAAAAUAUUAACGUAAACGUC
Lates calcarifer (barramundi perch) is the source of this 1537-nucleotide messenger RNA. RefSeq names its product N-acetyltransferase 14 (GCN5-related, putative) (gene nat14). The record is from RefSeq and is a predicted model, not a curated record. The transcript has 4 exons. NCBI's taxonomy places the organism in Eukaryota, Metazoa, Chordata, Actinopteri, Centropomidae. Gene Ontology annotation, molecular function: N-acetyltransferase activity. The coding region runs from base 358 to 1188 and encodes 276 amino acids.